ACGAAGAGGUCCUAACGAAUAUUAUAUUCCAGAACUAGAAAAACCAGGAUUAGUCCAUUGUAAUGUAAUCCCAAUCCACACGUUGGAUUUGCGCGGAUGCAUAUGUCAACUAUAUGAAAAAGACCUCCAUUUUCUCGGGGGUCACUUUCUCUAUUUAAAAAGCCAAUCUUUAACAUACCCACCACAGCAUCAUCAUUUUGCUUUGCAACCAAGGAAAACAAAAUACAAUUUGAAGAAGAAGAAGAAAGAACAGAACAGGGAAGAAAAAAGAGGAAGAGAUGAAGCUAGUUUGGUCUCCAGAGACGGCUUUGAAAGCUUAUAUUGAUACUGUCAAAUCUGUAAGAAACCAACCUUCACGAUGAUUCACCUACAUAGUGUGAACGUUUCCACGAAUCGGGUGUAGCAGAGCUCAUUUCAGCCAUGGCUGCAGGGUGGAAUGCAAGAUUGAUUGUAGAAACAUGGUCACGAGGUGGAGUUAUUGCCACAAGCAUUGGCCUUGCUGUUGCAAGCCGACACACGGAUGGAAGACACGUAUGCAUAGUUCCAGAUGAAGAUUCGAGGUCAGCGUACAUCGAAGCCAUGGAAAAGGCUAGUCUGUCGCCGGAAGUUGUUGUUGGCGAACCAGAGGAAGUGAUGGGAGGUUUGAUAGGUAUAGAUUUCUUGGUGGUGGACUGUAGGAGGAAUGACUUUGCAAAAAUAUUGAGAGUGGCAAAUUUAGGUCACAGGGGCGCCGUUUUGGUAUGUAAGAAUGCUAGCUCGAGAGCAGUUUCAGAUUUUAGAUGGCGUAGUGUUGUUGAUGGCGGAUCUCGUCGACUAGUGCGAUCUGUGUUUCUACCCGUAGGGAAGGGAUUAGACAUCGCACAUGUGGCAACUAGCGGGGCAAGUUCAAGUUCAAGCAAGGGUGGAAGCCGAUGGUUCAAGCACAUCGAUCUCAAAUCUGGUGAGGAGCAUGUAAUCAGGAAGUGAGACAAGAAGAUGUAUAGCCUAUCCUCUUCUAAUCUAGUGGUUGAGUCAAUGAUCAAUUUAAGUCUAGGGUUCAGGGAUUGGAAUUAUAUAGAACCAUCACAAAGGGAUUAUACAAAUCUUUUUUUGAUUCAGUAUGUAAAUUAAAAGGUUUUCAGUUAGUAAUUAGUUUUUUCCUUCUUCCUCUUGCAGACAUAAGAAUAUGAUUUGUAAAGAUGAUUUCUAAAGAAUAUGAAGUAGAAAUCAUGUCAUA
This is a messenger RNA of Camellia sinensis, 1216 nucleotides long. The record is from RefSeq and is a predicted model, not a curated record. NCBI's taxonomy places the organism in Eukaryota, Viridiplantae, Streptophyta, Magnoliopsida, Ericales, Theaceae.